Daucus carota subsp. sativus is the source of this 972-nucleotide messenger RNA. RefSeq names its product 2-hydroxyisoflavanone dehydratase. NCBI's taxonomy places the organism in Eukaryota, Viridiplantae, Streptophyta, Magnoliopsida, Apiales, Apiaceae. Gene Ontology annotation, molecular function: hydrolase activity. The record is from RefSeq and is a predicted model, not a curated record. The coding region runs from base 1 to 972 and encodes 323 amino acids. The transcript has a single exon.
AUGAGUUCUCUUGUCCAAAUGAUGAAUUCUCCUCCUGAUCAACUAGACUUGAAAACCACUGACAUUGCUCACGAAUUCCCUCCAUUUCUUACGGUUUACAAAAAUGGAACCAUCAAGAGGAAUGUUGGCAGCCCAUUUAUGCCUGCCCCGGAAAAUCUAAACGGUGUAAGAACAAAAGAUGUGGUGGUUUCAUCUCAUCCCAAAGUUACUGCUCGUAUUUUCUUGCCAGAGUCUUUGACACCGGGAGAGAAACUCCCGGUGUUGGUUUAUAUUCACGGUGGCGGAUUCUGCGUAGAAUCCGCCUUGUCGUAUUUCUACACUCCUUACGCUGCGUCCAUUGCUUCCACUUGCAACGCUAUCGUUGUUUCGGUUGACUACCGACUCGCGCCCGAACAUCGAAUUCCCGCGUGUUAUGAUGAUUCAUGGGAGGCCUUGAAAUGGGUUGUUUCUCAUGCAUCCAGGUCGGGUCCGGACCCAUGGGUAAACGAGCAUGCUGAUUUCGGGCGGGUUUUUCUGGCGGGUGAUAGUGCUGGAGCUAAUAUUUCGCACACAUUGGCUGCUUGGGCGGGGGUAAAAGGACUCGAAUCGGAUGUUAAGAUUUCGGGUGUGAUUAUGGUCCAUCCGUUUUUCGGGGAUGGCAAGCCCGACGGUUUAUGGGAUUUUUGUUGCUCCGAUGGGACAGGGCUUGAUGACCCGAGAUUGAACCCGGCAGCGGAUCCGGCUCUGUUGGAGAAGCUUGCGUGUGGGAAAGUGUUGAUUUGUACUGCUGAGAAUGAUAUAUUGAGACCGAGGGGUUGGAGUUAUUUUGAGGCUCUAAAAGAGAGUGAGUGGAAAGGAGAGGUUGAGAUUGUGGAAACAAAGGGGAUGGGUCAUGUGUUUCACCUGUUCAACCCGAAUUGUGAAGAGGCCGUAUCACUGAUGAAAUUGGUAGCAUCGUUCAUGAAAGAUGACAAGGUCCUUUCUUUGUUAUAG